AAUCAAUCUCAUCCGUUUACACUGCCUCAAGAUCACAACCCAAAUCAAAAUCUCUGAUUUUUACGCUUAUCUCGAGGCAAAUUAACGGUCAUGAUGAGCAGCUUACCCGUUCCCUCUCUCGAUAGCACCUUCAUUCAAAGUCCUUCAUCAGAAGACGAAGCUCCAUUGACGACCACUCGAUCGAAGAAGACGAUGGGAGAGGAGGCGGCGACGGCAACGGCGACGGAGACGGCGACGGAAACGACGGUGGCGGAGAAGGAGGCUGGGAGUGGUGGCGCUUGUGAGUUCUGCGGUGAGGCGCCGGCGUUGGUGCACUGCCGGGCGGAUUCUGCUCGGCUUUGCCUAGCCUGCGAUCGCCACGUCCACGCCGCCAACACCGUGUCGUCCCGGCACUCCCGUGCGCUCCUCUGCGACACCUGCCGCACCGCGCGGGCCACCAUCCUCUGUGCUUCCCACAACUCCAUGCUCUGCCCUAACUGCGAUUUCGAUGCUCAUCAGGAUGCCGCGCAGCAGCAUGAUCGCCGUCCUGUUGAGCCGUUCUCUGGAUGUCCGACAGCGGUGGAGCUGGUGGAUGUUCUUGGUGUGGGUGGGGAUGGGAAGGAGAUUGGUGGGGGAGGGGAUGAGGGUUUUGGGGAGGAUGGGUGGGUUUGGGAGGCGCAGCCGAUACUUAGCUUGGAGGAUUACAUUGUUCCUACGACUUCUUGCCAUGGGUUUCAAGCUCUGGGAUUUGCCCCUCUCAACAAGAAUCGAAAGGCAGCCUGUGGGAAGCAUAGAGAAGAGAUACUGCGGCAACUUCGUGAACUAAUGAAAUCUGAAUCCUAUGUGGCUACUGAUUGCUGGCAGCAGGAAUCAGCUGUAGAAUUCAUACCUAUGGAGCAAGAACAAAUUCUUCAAGAGGGGAACAUGGAAUUUAACUUGAAUCAGGAUACCACAUGCUUUAAUGUGCCUACUUAUGAGGUUAAUUUUUUCCAAUGGGACCAUAGUGACAACCAUGACCUAACCCAUACAGUAGCCUUUCCAUUUGAACAAUUUACUGGAAGCUCCUUAAUUGCAAACCAUACAAAAACUGAAGAGGCUGGAGAUAUUGAUGCAAGUGCAAACCAGGUCAGUGGUAGUGGUGAUGGUGGUGGUGGAGGUGGUGAGUCAGGGGAUGCAAUAAUCAAAGACAAAAUUUUGUCAUUGCCAAAGAGAAGUGGUUAUGAUCUGGCCUUGCCUGAUCGUGACUCUGUUCUUUCCCGGUACAAGGAAAAGAGAAAAGCACGAAGAUAUGAUAAACUCAUACGAUAUGAAUCACGGAAGGUUCGGGCAGAUAGCAGGGUGCGAAUCAAAGGCCGUUUUGCAAAGGCAAAUCAAGCUGAGAAGUAAUGAGAGAACUUCAUAUGAUCUUUCAUCGUUGCGAAAUGAACAAAGUCUGCCCACUGAUAAUUCAGAUUGCUGAUGCUGGUAGUCCCUGAAUGUGUUGUUCCAACUUAAAUAGUAUGCACAUACUUUAAACAAGCAAAGAACUGCAACAUUAAGGAUAAUAAUUAUUCGAUCAAGAGAUUGCGUUGUGAUUGUUGCCCUGUUGGUGAAUAUGAGGACAUCGAUUAUGUUGAAUUAUAGUUGGAGUGUGUAUGUAUUGUAUAUUAAUGUGUUAGGGACCAAAGUUGUUUUACGGCCAGUCAAAACUUCAUUGUAAACUGAAUGAGCUAGAUGAAGGUUGUUGUAUACGUCAUUGUAAAAAGAUUUAUUUAUUUACAUGGAGGUUUAUGAUGCCGUUCACA
Dioscorea cayenensis subsp. rotundata (Guinea yam) is the source of this 1763-nucleotide messenger RNA. Its product is annotated as zinc finger protein CONSTANS-LIKE 13-like. Lineage: Eukaryota; Viridiplantae; Streptophyta; Magnoliopsida; Dioscoreales; Dioscoreaceae. The transcript has 4 exons. The record is from RefSeq and is a predicted model, not a curated record. Gene Ontology annotation, molecular function: zinc ion binding; protein binding. Bases 91 to 1365 code for a protein of 424 amino acids.